UGGAGCUCCCGCAGCUGAACUUUGGGGGCAAAUAAGUGGGGCCUGUUGGGAAGAGGACUUCUAAAAUGACAGAUAUGUCCGAAAGGCUAUGGUCCAAGGCCACUUUUUCUGGCUAUCGGUGGGGUCUGUGGAACCAGAGGGAGCACACAGCUCUCCUGAAAGUUGAAGGUAUAUAUGCUCAAGAUGAAACUGAAUUCUGUCUAGGCAAGAGGUGUACUUAUGUGUACAAAGCAAAGAACAACACAGUAACUACUUAUGGAAAACCUAACAAAACCAGAGGAAGCUGGGGAAAGAUAACGGGUGUUCAUGGAAACAGUGGCAUGGUUCAUGCCAAAUUCCAAAGCAAUCUUCUUGCUAAGGCCAUUGGACACAGAAUCCGUGUGAUGCUGUACCUUUUAAGGAUUUAA
This is a messenger RNA of Globicephala melas (long-finned pilot whale), 407 nucleotides long. The record is from RefSeq and is a predicted model, not a curated record. NCBI's taxonomy places the organism in Eukaryota, Metazoa, Chordata, Mammalia, Artiodactyla, Delphinidae.